UGCUCUCUGUACGCCAGUGUGAAAAGGCUAUUAUCUAUUACAGUGUCGCUUUAUCACCGAUCUAUAGGAUAUUUUAUAGGAAGUUCAUUUUAAGUGUCUGGAUUUAAAGCGUCAAUAAUCAGUUCAAACAAUAAAAGCGUACUCUGCCCGUGUUUCGCUAAAAAGCUGAGGGAUGGGGCUGAAGAAAGUUAACCUCUCUUAAAAUCAUAGACAGCGCUAUGAUGCAAGGACUUUUAACAUUCAUGCCAGUGAUGGAGUCGAGUCCUUAGUGUUCCAGUCCGAGUCUUUUAUACUCGAGUCACGAGUUCCUUGACCCCCAGGGCCCUGGCGGCCAUCUUUGAGAGUCCCAGUGACGACGAGGACUUCCUGGGUUUCGCCGUGCCAGUGCUGAGUGACAGCGAGUCAGACAGCCUAGCCUCCGAGGACUCUGGGAAGCCGGCCAUGUCUUUCAGGUCAAAGUUUGUGACUUCGGAGUUGGUUAGUCUGUUUAGCCAUUCCGACAAUGAGGGGGAGGAGUUUGAGGGCUUCAGUGAGGAAGAGGAGGAGAAGAGGGGUUCCAGAAGCAGGACGAAGGCUAUGUGCAUAGCGGAGGAGAGUGAUGAGGACACAGGGUUCUACUCUGAGGGGGAGGAGCCAGACACACACAAGAGGAAGAGUCUCUGUGUCGCCUUCAGGUUUCCCACAAAAAGACUCUCUGCCCAGAAAGGGGAGGCGCCAUUCAACGCCGCCCCUCCGGAGAGGAGAACCAAUGAGAGGCUGCAUCUAAAAAGGGGUUUGUCUCAGGAGUCCAGUGGGAGGGAGACACCGGGUCAGAAACCGCCCCCCAAAAAAGAGGCGGUAGGAAAAGAGAAGAUGGAGGUCGAGUCUCGGGUUCUAAAUAAACGAGCCAAGAACAUCCAGGAGAACAAAGCCAUGUUGGCCAAGCUGUUUGCUGACCUGACCAACAUGUCUGAAGUCACCUCGUCUCCUACCAAGAAGAGGCGUGUGAGUGAGAAGCCGCCCCCUCGUAGACGAGGUGUGUGUGAGGGGGGCGAGAGGAGGAACCCAUCGCGUGCGGCCAGACCGCCAGAGAAGUUUGGGGUGGAGGAGAGCGGUACCUCCCCUUCACGACACCACAGAUCCGUGAGAACUAUCGACGUCGGGAAACUACUGGAGGUAGACGAGCUGGGUAGAAGCGGGAAGAAGAGGAGGGCGAGCAGCGGGAGGAAGAGGAGAAUUACCCAUGUGAGAUCAGUGGAUGAAAUCACAGAGGAAGAGCUGGACAACGUGGCGCAACGUGCCAAAGACAAGAUACUGGACAAGGACCACGGAAGCACGUGUCACCAGUGCAGACAGAAAACUCUGGACACCAAGACGGUCUGUCGUAGUGGAGUGUGUAUAGGGGGCAAAGGUCAGUUCUGUGGGCCCUGUCUGAGGAACCGCUACGGAGAGGACGUACACACGGCUCUACUAGACCCGGACUGGGAGUGUCCUCUGUGUAGAGGUAUCUGUAACUGCAGUCUGUGUCGAAGGAGAGAAGGACGCUGUGCUACAGGACAACUGGUCCAUUUGGCUCAACACAAGGGCCACAGCAACGUCCAAGAUUACCUGGAGAGCAUCCAGAAAGAUCUUAGAGCCUAGAGACAAGCAGACAGCGCCCCCGUUGGUCAGAACUGAGAAUUACACCCAAAUGUUAUAAUCUCUCCCGUCUCCUGAAGUGUACACUCGUUCACUUCUUCCCACCAAUCUGAAAGUAUUGGAUUGGAGGAGACAUGGGCUAAAAGAGGUUUCCACCAUAUUUCUUACACCAGUCAAUGGAAGUGAACAAGUGUACAUUUUGGAAGGAAGGUGAGAUAAUUAGGACGUCGUCACACUGACGCACAUUGUCCUGUUUUAAUAGCGUCACGGUUCAGACUAGAACUCGGGGUUGUUCCUCAACCUCUGCCACAGGUCCCUCUGACACCUUAUUUAAUCACAGUCAUGUUCAGUAGACACACGACGCUUUGAAACGGGGAGGUAGUACCUGACAUUCUGCAGAAAGAACCG
Molecule: messenger RNA, 2025 nt
Organism: Oncorhynchus mykiss (rainbow trout)
Lineage: Eukaryota; Metazoa; Chordata; Actinopteri; Salmoniformes; Salmonidae
Product: cell division cycle-associated 7-like protein
Biological process (GO): regulation of DNA-templated transcription
Cellular component (GO): nucleus
Source: RefSeq, a predicted model, not a curated record